This is a messenger RNA of Sitodiplosis mosellana (orange wheat blossom midge), 3032 nucleotides long. It is a transcript of the gene dmrt99B, whose product is annotated as doublesex- and mab-3-related transcription factor A2. Gene Ontology annotation, biological process: sex differentiation; regulation of transcription by RNA polymerase II. Gene Ontology annotation, cellular component: nucleus. The coding region runs from base 686 to 2011 and encodes 441 amino acids. The transcript has 7 exons. Lineage: Eukaryota; Metazoa; Arthropoda; Insecta; Diptera; Cecidomyiidae. Gene Ontology annotation, molecular function: DNA-binding transcription factor activity, RNA polymerase II-specific; protein binding; RNA polymerase II cis-regulatory region sequence-specific DNA binding. The record is from RefSeq and is a predicted model, not a curated record.
GCAUUUGAAUGUUUGACGUGUAACGUUGUGUGUCGUUCUCGUUGUAUCUUGUAGCUUGAUCGCAUCGCACUUUUUGGAAAUUGAAAUCGUUAUCCGAAUUUCAUUUGAAAUAUCCACACAUCGAUUUUGUGUAUGUGUGUGAUUCAUUUUCGGCAAAAAUUUUAACAAACUUUUUAUCUCUUGCUUCGAAAGCAUUUCAAAGGGGGAAAAAAGAAAAGGAAAAAUACGACGAAAAACACGAUAUGAUUUUAUAAAAAACGUAAGCUUAUUUGUGCUGAAUUUUAAGUGUGGCCAAUUGUUUAACGUCGAAUACAUUCUUCGUCUCUUUGUCGAGUUUCAAUUUCUUCUCUUUUGUUGCUUUGCAAAGUGCCUUUUGAUAACCAUAAAAAAAGAGAGAGAAAGAAAUAGACAAUGUCAAAACUUUGAACUAAAACCGAACACAAAAUAAAUCGAAAGUUAAUUAAAGUGAAUUUCAGUGUUUCAUUACGUGGCAUAAACAUGACCGACAUUUUUCGAUUUCUAUGAAAUUGUUCGGAAGAAGAAAAUAAACAACAAAACGAAGCACAAAGAAAUACCGUCGAAUUUGCAAGAAUUUCUCCGUAUUUUUUUCUUCGUUCAAUCAAAUCGUGUUGGAUUGAUCGUCUCAGGACAAGAUAAUCAUUUUCAGUUGGUUGUACAAAGUAAUAUGAGUCUACCUAGUGGUGUUGAUAUGACGAAUCUCAUGUCGCAACAUCCAGUUUUGGGAGCUUUACCACCGGCAUUCUUUUUGCGUGCUGCAUCUGAACGCUAUCAACGGACACCGAAAUGUGCACGAUGCCGAAAUCAUGGUGUUGUGAGCGCUUUGAAGGGUCACAAACGUUACUGUCGAUGGCGCGAUUGCGUUUGUGCCAAAUGCACACUAAUUGCCGAACGGCAACGUGUUAUGGCUGCACAGGUGGCGUUGCGUCGGCAACAGGCACAAGAAGAGAAUGAAGCACGCGAAUUGGGAUUAUUGUACUCAUCAGUGCCCGGUCAACCGCAACAACAGCAACCAUCUAGAAAGCAACAAUCAGAGAAUAAUAUUCAGCCGCCAGGUAACUAUCACACAGGACUAUCGUCACCGCAUAAUGAUCAUGAGCUAGGUCAACGUGUUCAUUUCAGUAGCAGCGAGUCAGACGUUGAGUCUCACCACCAGAGGAUUCGAUCAGAUCGCGGCGGUGCCACCUAUUCACCCGAACGUAUCGACAAUGAAAGUCCCGGCACAAAACGUCAACGGAUAUCGACUGAAACUGAUCAUGAUACUGGUUCCGAGUCAUCGCCAAGCAGUCCACGAUUGAAAAAUACAUCAUUUAAUAUGCCAAUAGCUAGUUCACCGAACCAAAAUGGACGGCCGAGUUCGCCAGAGUCCGAUUUGGAUGUGGAUUCGGCCCCUGAUGAGGCAACGCCGGAAAACUUGAGUUUGAAAAAAGAUGACUCAACAUCACCGCCAAACACUCCAAUCGAGAAUCCAAAUAUGAUGCGUCACAUGCAUGUGAAUGGAGGCCAAAAUGCCGGUUUUCUGCCAUAUCAUCAAGCGUCACACCAAUUUAUGGGCGCAAUGACUACACAACGAUCACCGAUCGAUGUUUUGUUACGAGUGUUUCCGACUCGACGACGAAGCGAAGUUGAGACUCUUUUGCAAAAAUACCGUGGCGAUGUGGUACAAGCGAUGGAAGCAAUGUUAACCGGUGAUGAUUCGAUGGCUCCCAUUGCUGUGCCAGCACCAUCACCACCAUUUUCCAUGAAAUCAGCCUUCUCACCAUUGGUCCCGCCGGGUGUGUUCAAUCCAGCUGCGGCCAAUCGAUAUGCAUUGUUCCAACAGCAGCAGCAACAGCAUACGAAACGACAUUUAAAUUUAUUGUCAAUAGGUUUUCUAGCCGCACCAUACUCAGGAACGGGCUACUUAUCAACGAUCAUUCAAUCGGAAAAUGAUCAAAUGGAAGCCAAUGGCAACGGUGACCGAUGCGGCAGCGCUGGCGAAUCACAAGAAUGAUACGAAAAAUUAUAGUGAUACAUACGUUAAACGUUUUGACCUGAUUCCACACAUGAACGAAAAUAAUGGGACGCAUUGUUCGUUCUUCUCUGCGCACUGAAAGAAGAAGAAGAAGUGACAAAAUGGUCAAUCAAAACUCAACCGAGAGAAGUGACAACAGCAACUGCAUUGGAAAAUGAUAUAAAUUUAAUUCGCUUUAAGAUGACUUCAAAUCAAAUCUUUGUAUUAAACACAUCCCAACACAAGAGCCAAAUCAAAUGCUAUGAUAUUGUUCUCCAAUCACAGCAUAUUCAAUAGAAUUAAAAUGACAUCUCUUCAUUUUCUCUUCCAGUAAAAAAAAAAGGUUUGCUUUCCAACAAAAGCUAAGAAAAAAAAAGAGAUUUGAAUCGCAACGUGAGUAUUGUACAAUUUAUGGAAGAAGAAAAAUAUUUCGUAUGAAAUAUGAUCUAUAUAUAUAUAUAUAUUAUACAUGUUUCCAAUAUGUUAAGCAAUAUACUCAACCUCUUUCUUGCCCAAUGUCGAAACCGUAUUUACUGAAAAGGUUAUCGAUACAACUUUUAUUCUUUCCCUUUGAAAUUGGUCUAAAAUAUUAUUAUACUUUUUAAUGCCUAUAUUUAGAGAGCUUUAUCUUUAUCGAUGACUAAUAUGUGAGCGCGUUUAAAGUGUAUUCGAUUGAAAAUGAGCGGCGAAGAAAACAAAAACGAGAAAUAACAGUAAUUCUUUAGAUGUCAUUUAUUCAGUGGAAUCAUGUACCAUACACACACAAUUAUUCUAUAAGUUUCAGUUAGAAACCAACUCACCACUAACUAAAGCAGCCACUGAAAACUUAAAAUUUGAAUGGCAAACAGCAACAAAAUGAAAUACAUAAAAAAAUAAAUAAAUUAUACAAACUAUAUGAAAACAAAAAACAAAUAUUUUAGUUGUAGCAAACAAACAAGUAAAUGCAUACCCGACUCCAAUGGCAUCAUAUGUAUACGAUUUAAUUUUAAAUUGAAAUAAAACCAAUAUGAAUUAAGUGAAA